AUGGCAGGCUCAUCUGGAAGUAGGGCCGACAGCCCAAUCUUUACCACCAUUGAAGUCGACAACUACGAUGAAUACAACGACAAGAACGAUUUCAAACGCCGCAUCUCAAACAUAACGACGACUUCUGUAUCUUCAUUUCCUGAUUCGGCUUGGCCUUCUGACUCUGACGUUCAUCCAACUGCAAAACCUCGACCAGCUUAUCGUGUUGGAAGUAUCCGCCGCUCACAUUUGCCUGAACGCCUGUCGCCAUCUUCUUUGCGACCUUCAAGACAUUCGCCUCAUCGCCCAAGAAGUAGAGGCGAAGGUGGUCGUCCUAGAAGUAAGGGAGAAGAUAUUACCCGCCGGGACGAACCGUCAGAAACACCAGCUCCUCUGGUCUUACUGCAUGUCACUGUUCUACCUCCGCGUCUGCCAUGGAAUCGCACAGUCCUCGAUGCAACACUGCCUAUAGAGCUCAAGAGGCAGUUUGGAGUGCUGCGGGCAGCAACAUCAGGACUAGUGGCACAAAGAGGCAUCCUCAUUGCUCAUCCACGAGAAGAGUUCGAGUUGUUGGAAGAAAGUGUGCUUGAGGCUUUGGAUCUGCUUCCUGAGCGCAUUGGUUAUGAUGGACAGUACAGACCUCGUACACCAAGCACUGUAGUAGAAGGCGACGCAGAUGACGAAGAGGAGACAGAUGUCCAGCCCUGCGACACAUGCCAGCGCGUUCAUGUCGGCGAUGCUUGGUCCGUCAGAGUCUACGCUGCUAAUGGUCUCAUGCGCGCUGGCGCUUGGGCUGCUUGUUGGUCUGAGAUGGAGAGAGUUGAUUGCGAAGUUCGACCAUGCAUCUCAGAACGAAUCAGCAGAAGUCUUGAUGAGAUGCAACUGGCGGAGGACAUCGCCAAUGAACGAGGAACCCAUCGCAGCCCAGAGACCCAACAUACGUCGCCUACUACUUCCAGACCUACUUCCACUCUUCAGAAUGACCUUCCACCCAUUUACCGUCCCAAGGAUGUUCCCUUGGGUCUUCUGUUGCGCAACUACCUUUACCUCGUUUUGCGCGACCGCCGAAACAUUGCCAUUUGCAUCCUCGGCUUGACCUUACUGGCGUCUACCUUUCAUGGUGUAUUUGCUAUGCAAGCGUCUGAUACAAGCAACACUGGUCUGGUAGCAAGUAAUGUUGAAGCAGUCAGCGAACUUCCAAUCUUACCAGUCGCAUCGCCCCGGACUGAUGUGGGCCAUGGAAAGAGACAUCCUAUGUGGACGACAAGCCAAGGGGAGUCACGGAAGGAUGUCGAAUCUCAAAGGUUCUCUCCUGCUGAUGAGAAAUCCGAAUUUGAUCAAACAACUGGACCUGUAUCCAGAAGCGUCACUGAAGACCAAGCAAUCCAACCCACAGUUGCUGCCGCCACGAGCUUGGUCGCCACAAACCUCGACAUCUCCGCAGAGACCUCUUCCACCCGUUCGCCAAAUCCAGCUUUCUUGCCAUUCCUCCAAGGACGCAAUCAGUGCAGCACAAACGACCAGCAGCCCUAG
This is a messenger RNA of Aureobasidium melanogenum CBS 110374, 1512 nucleotides long. RefSeq lists its product as uncharacterized. Lineage: Eukaryota; Fungi; Ascomycota; Dothideomycetes; Dothideales; Saccotheciaceae. Bases 1 to 1512 code for a protein of 503 amino acids. The transcript is spliced from 2 exons. The record is from RefSeq and is a predicted model, not a curated record.